Molecule: messenger RNA, 4348 nt
Organism: Conger conger (European conger)
Lineage: Eukaryota; Metazoa; Chordata; Actinopteri; Anguilliformes; Congridae
Gene: slc16a2
Product: solute carrier family 16 member 2
Exons: 7
Coding region: 521-2179 (552 amino acids)
Biological process (GO): transmembrane transport
Molecular function (GO): monocarboxylic acid transmembrane transporter activity; thyroid hormone transmembrane transporter activity
Source: RefSeq, a predicted model, not a curated record
GAAAGCGAGUUCGGGGAGCCUUUCAGAGUGGCGGAUAUAAAACAAGUGAAAGAGGAGGAGCUGACUCUCAUCUGUGUUUACAGUUCAGAAAAUACAGCUUGCAUUUCACGAGUGAGCUGCGAGCGAAAGAGAAUCUGGACCAAGAACGGUCGUAUAUUUUUGUUCGGUUUAUGCCAGCAGUUAGUUGGGGCUCGAUAAAUUAAACGAGGACGUUUUCAGGCUAAGAUAUUUCCCCGGAAGGGCAAGAGAAUCUUCGACUAAGUAGGCUACAAGAUUCUUGACAGUAUGCAAACAUUCUCGUUACUGUCUUCAUUGCGCUUCAGUUUUCCAUCGAUGAACAUCUAAGAAUUUUGAAUAGACUGGUCUAUGGUAGCCUAUUUUGGUACUUUUAAUCUCAGGUAACUCGGCAGUGUUAAAAGAAUCUUCAAUCGGUGUAGGCUAUAUUAAUUGGAUCUAUUAUCGUCUCGCCGGACCACGUUAGCUAGCUUGGACAUUCAACAUAGGCGGUUGUGUUUUAUGAAUGAUGCGCACUGAGAACAACAAUAAUGCGCCUGAGACCUUAGUUGAGCAUAAACAAGACGAACGAGAACAAGAAAAAAUGGGUGUAAAUGGAAUUGACAAUCAGCCGGAGGCACCGGGCUGCGAAACACCUAUUGGCGACCACGAUCCGUCUGAAAUGGAGCAAAAACUAACCACUCGGGAGGAGGCAACCCGCUCAGAGAAACAAGAUGAGGUGGAUGGAAAUGGGGAAAAAUCACAAUACGACAACACUGUACACCUUAUUGAGACGGGGUGCUUUGAUAAGACGCCAGAUUCUCCAAGCUCCAAGUCCAAGGGUCCCCCGCCAGGACACGAUGCUGGGUUUGUGGCACCCGAGGGUGGGUUCGGCUGGCUCGUGGUCUUCGCCGCAACAUGGUGCAAUGGGUCCAUUUUUGGGAUUCAAAAUUCUUUCGGCAUUCUACAUAUGAUGCUUGUAAAAGACCACGCAGAUGCCAAUGCUUCCCAGUUUAAAGUAGCCUGGGUUGGUGCGCUGGCCAUAGGCAUGAUAUUCUUCUGUUCUCCUGUGGUCAGCAUGUUCACCGACCACUUCGGCUGCCGGAAGACAGCAGUGAGCGGGGCGCUGAUAGCCUUCAUCGGACUCCUCACCACCUCCUUCGCCACGUCCCUGGGCGUGCGCUACUUCACGUACGGGAUUCUGUUCGGCUGCGGUUCGUCCUUCGCCUUCCAGCCCUCGCUGGUGAUCCUGGGGCACUACUUCCGCCGCCGGCUGGGCCUGGCCAACGGGGUGGUGACGGCGGGCAGCAGCCUGUUCUCCAUGGGCCUCCCGGUGCUGCUGAAGAAGGUGGUGGGGCCCCUAGGCCUGAGCCGCACCUUCCAGAUCCUCAGCAUCUUCAUGUUCGUCCAGGCCCUGCUCGCCCUCACCUUCCGCCCCCUGCUGCCCCGCCCGGCCGCCGGACACCCCUCUGUCCGGAAGUACUUCAACCUGAAGGUGUUCUACGUCACCACCUACCGGGUGUGGGCCUUCGGUGUGGCCACCGCCGUGCUGGGAUACUUCGUGCCCUACAUCCACCUGAUAAACUUUGUGAAGGAGGAGUUUGGGGAGAUCAAGAAGGAGUGGGUGCUCCUGGUCUGCAUCGGGGCCUCCUCUGGAGUGGGCCGGCUGCUCUUCGGCAAAGUGGGGGACCUGAUCCCAGGAGUCAAUAAAAUCUAUAUGCAGGUGGCCUCCUUCUCCGUGCUGGGCCUGGUGUCCAUGAUGAUCCCACAGUGCCGUGUGUUCGAGAGUCUGGUGGUGGUGUGUCUGUUCCUGGGCCUGUGCGACGGCUGCUUCAUCACCAUCAUGGCGCCCAUCGCCUUCGAGCUGGUGGGGCCCAUGCGGGCCUCCCAGGCCAUCGGAUACCUGCUGGGCCUCAUGUCCCUGCCCAUGACGGCCGGGCCCCCCAUCGCAGGGCUCCUGCGGGACUGCUUUGGGAACUACCACAUGGCGUUCUACCUGGCGGGGGUCCCGCCCAUCGUGGGGGCCCUGGUGCUCUUCUUCGUGCCUGUGUACUACGCGCGGAUGCAGAAGAACCGGCAGAGCACCCCGCUGGACCCCAGUGCCGAUCACAUGCUGCCCCCCGCCAAGAGCACUGCCAACGGGGACAUGCUGCCAGGCUUCACCCACGCGGAGACACACAUCUGAGUCACCCCCCGCCAUGCAAGGGAUUCUGUUCACCAGCAAUACUGUGAUAAUCUGUCAGACCCUUCAUCUUUAAUUCAGGUGCUCCCCACUUCCUCUGUACUGUCCACCCGCCUUGAGUUCGACAGCGAAGGCCCGAUAUGAAAACUUCAACUUCAACUCAGAAAACAAACACCUCUUCUGACUGGUGUUCCUCACUAGACUUUGUGUGAAUGAAAAGAGUUAGGAUGGUGUUCGGACAGUGACCUCGGACAGAGGAUACUGCGGUGGGAAUGAUGUGUUUUUAGAAAAGGGGUAGGGUGGGGUAAUGAUGGAGGACAGGGUGUCGUUCCAUCUAAAAUGGCAUUACUUUGUGGUGUGGAGCAAAUUUUAUCCAAACAAAGGAUUUAGUGUGGUGUAUGGGUGAGGUUUUUUUUUUUUUUUUGGUUUUUUUUUUGUGAAGGAAUCAAGUGGGUUCUUCAUAGCAAUCUUGUCUGCAGGCACUGAAUAUACAGAUUUUCUAAUGUGUGUUGGUGGGUGGGUGUGUGACGAUUGAAAUAGUAUGCUAAAUCAAAAGGCUGAUCAGUGAUAUGAAUGUACCCAAACUUGCAAUCCCCCACAAUUUCUUUAUCCAAAGGGGGAGAUUCGAAGGAGGAAAUAAAUUUCACUUAAGUCACGUUCCCAAUGCUGGCAUUGCGCUCCGAUCUCCACGGUGAGAAAUGCUACAAAAUGGUGUCCUUUUCUAUGCCACCAUUUUAAAGAAUCCAGCCAGAGUUUCAGAAGGGGCAGUUCACAAACAAAAUAGUUUUUUUUUUUAUCCCAAAAUGAUCUGUCUCAAUUUCCAAAAAAUAGAUUUCUGGUUCUUGCUAUAAAAUCUUGGUUGACAGUGUGCUAGAACACCAAAAUAUGAUCUGCAUUCAUCUUCACGCAAUUGAAUUAUUAAACCGAAUAAAUAUUAAAUUAAUGUAGAAAAUGGGGGGGGGGAAAGCAACUGAUGAAAUUGAAUGUAAUUUGAGAAACAAUCAGUAGAUGAAGAAAAUUGAAAAUCUGAAGUUGAACAACAAAAAAGAAAACAAAUGAACAUUUGUCAAAUAGCUGUAGAUCCCUCAGACCCUCACUGCGGUCUCAGACGUCAAGGGCUACCCUUGGUCCUCAUUGCUGUCCAUUGUAAAGCAAUCACUGGUCACGGUUAAAGACAAGCGAGGCUUUGUGAUUUAAUUUGUGACUGCAUUACAGUCACCUAGCAGACGCUCUUCUUCACAGUGAAUUAGAAGCAGAGAACAUCGGCGUUAGGUUCAGACAGACAAGAAUGUGAUACUGUAUCACCAAGAAGGCACGGAAGGCCAAGUUAUAUAAUCAGUGAGCGUAGUCUUAACCCAGCAGACAACAGUUUGUAUUGUAACAAAAGAAAAAUACCACUAGGCAGAUAACCUUUGCACGUGAAUCUGUACACAUUAUCCCAGAAUGAAAUCUUCCGUCUGAGUCAGAAGAUGGGCAGGGUUUGUGCUGGCCUACUGUAGCGGGGGGAGGCACCCAGGGGUAGCAGAACAGAGAGGACGGAUUGGUCUGUCGGGUCUGAUGAUCUUUUGAAUAUGACAGUAGUCCCUUCAGCACGCCGAAAGGCUCGGACCCGACUAGCGAAUUGGGUGUGAGCUGACCUGGGCGCCCAGCCGGGGGAAUGACACCUGAGCCUGGGAACUUUGACUAAUUCGUUGACCCAAUGAGAGGGCAAAUAUUUACCACAUUUUCAAAUACGGUCAUGAGCCUGGUAAUAAGUAAUUUAAUUACAGAACAAACCACCUGAGUGCACUUUCUGACUGGAUUUUGGAAAAUACAUAUUGACACUUAUCUUGUGUCUGUCUGCAACUUCAUGAACUUUUGCCCCUUCUGAAAGGCUGACAAGCUGUUUUUGCACAAUAUAUUUUAGCACAUUGAAUUGACAAUGGGGAAAGAAAAUAUGAGAAGGAGCAAGUUAAAUAUAGGCUUAACAGUGUAACAAAGUCAAGGGGUUUCACGUAACAUGCUGUAAGCAGAUGCAAUGAAAAGCCCUCCUUGACAAUAAGAUCUUAUGUGGACCUCCAUGAUCAGCCUUUGUCAUUUGUAGUUAUUAUGCUUCUAUGCACAGGGCUAUCUUACUGUAUUUAACGGCUCUGUGUAUAUAAUGACUUCUCUCCACCUCUAUUUUGGGUAUAA